Cyphellophora europaea CBS 101466 is the source of this 1380-nucleotide messenger RNA. RefSeq lists its product as uncharacterized. The coding region runs from base 1 to 1380 and encodes 459 amino acids. NCBI's taxonomy places the organism in Eukaryota, Fungi, Ascomycota, Eurotiomycetes, Chaetothyriales, Cyphellophoraceae. The transcript is spliced from 3 exons. Gene Ontology annotation, molecular function: monooxygenase activity; FAD binding. The record is from RefSeq and is a predicted model, not a curated record. Gene Ontology annotation, biological process: secondary metabolite biosynthetic process.
AUGGCCCAGCAGCAGACGUUCGCGAGGUUACCACCUUCAGGCAUCAAGGUCAUCAUCGUGGGCGCCGGCUUUGCAGGUCUCUGUGCCGCCAUCGAAUGUGACCGCAAAGGCCACAGCGUUGUUCUCCUGGAGAAGGUGGCAGAUUUGAAGCCGCUGGGCGAUAUCAUCAGCUUCGCAGCCAACUCGGGCCGCAUAUUCGAGCGAUGGGAGGGCGUCGUGGAGGCGCUCGAGCCCAUCAUCCACAAGUCGGAAGGCUUGAAUUUUCAUUCUUGGGAGGGCGAGUUCAUGACGAGGCAGAUUUGGGAUCCAGAGGCCAAGUAUGGGAGGAAGAUCAACGGUCAUCGCGCAGAGAUUCACGAGGCCGUCUACCUCCAUGCCAAGGCGAGAGGCAUCGACAUCAGGUUGGACCAGAAUGUCACCGACUACUUUGAAAAUGACGACCAUGCCGGCGUCGUCUCCAACGGUGAGACGUUGACGGCCGACUGCGUUGUCGCUGCCGAGGGCGUCAAGAGCAAAGGUCGGAAGAUCGUACUGGGAUACGAAGACCGGCCAAAAGCUUCCGGCUAUGCUGUAUUCCGUGCAUGGAUGAAGACCGACGAGCUUGCGAAAUCCCCCAGCACCAAAUGGUUCUGCCACGGAGACACCCACAACGGCUGGAUGGGCGAAGACAAGCACUUCCUCGUCGCCUCGAUCAAAAACGGCACCGAGCUAUCAUGGGUCCUGACGCACAAAGACGACGGCGACAUCGACGAAGACUGGUCCUUCCCCGGCCAGAUCGACGACGUCCUCAAGUGCAUCGACUCCUGGGACCCCGUGCUGAAGGAGCUCGUCAAGGCCACCCCACCGGACCGCCUGCACGACUACAAGCUCGUCUUCCGCGACCCCCUGCCAACCUUCAUCUCCCCCAAAGCACGCAUCGCGCUGAUCGGGGACGCGGCUCACCCCUUCCUGCCGACCUCGAUCCAGGGCGCCAGCCAGUCCAUGGAAGACGGCGUUGCGCUGGCCAUCACGCUGGAGAAGAGCGGCAGAGACAAUGUCCAGCAGGGCAUCAGAGCGUACGAAGCGGUGAGGUACGAGCGCGUCCACCGUGCCCAGAUGACCGGUGUCACCACGCGGGAGCAGUGGCAUAAAGCCGACUGGACCAAAAUACGCGCCGACCCCAAAUCGUUGCACUUGCGACGUGAGCCCUGGCUGCUGGAUUUUGACCAGGAGUCUCACACCUACGCCGUCUUCGACGAGACGGUCGCGAAGCUCAAGGAGAAGGAGAAGGAGGAUGUUGCGGCGGCAGCCCCCGUGGCCGUGGAGGACGCGGGGUCGGAGAAAGUCACUGCGGCGCCGCGCGUGAUGGCUACAGAGCUGCUGGGUGUUAGUCAGGCGUAG